AUGAAAGAACACGCGAAAGUGCCGCCGAAAUUGGAAAAAAUCGAAAAAACGUUCGAAGACGCCGCUUUUGAGAUGUUGUCGACCGUCAGUCCGAUCAAGCUGCCGCGCGAGGACAUUCCGUUCGAGUCGGUCCGCGAAAUUGUGCUCAACGAGGUAAAUUUGCGAAAACGAUUUUUUCUCGAGACUUCUUCGUUUCGCAAUGUGAUGUUCAACAACCGGCACGUUCGUAAAAAGUAAAAUCGAAGAGCUUUGAAACACCCUUAGUUGAGAAACAUUUGGUUGCACUCCGUCCACAGUUGCGAAACGUAAUAAAUGCCAAAAUUGCUUGAGUAGCAAAACGUAACGGUUGUCGCACAUCACGUUGCGAAACGAUGAGGUCUCUCUUUUUUUUCUGUAAGUCUCCUAUAAAAAUAUCGAUUUUCCAGAUACUCAGAAGUAAAAAACAAAAGCAGGGAAACAGAAAAAGUGAGUUUUUCGUUCCAUUUAAAUGCAUUUCCACUUUCGCUCUCUCUCUCUUUUCUCUUACCGAAGAAAUAAGUUACACUAAAUUCGCUCGUUCUCUUUACUUUCUCACUCGUUUCAUUUGCGCAUUUGUAUGCAAUAAACUGCUUUCCAUAUCAAUAUUGUACAAAUGUCCGUUCGUCGUAAUCAAUGCAAAUACAUUGACGAUAUAUAUUUGCUCGCGACUAUUAUUUUUCGUACUCUUGUAACACACUUCGGGACUUUCGUUCAAUCGAUAAUACACUUCUAAUGAUGUCGAGUGCAAAAAUCGACAUAAAAAUUAGAUUGUGUGUCAAAAUUGGUUUUAUACAACCUGGUUUUGUUCAAUUUUCAUGUUUUCUGCUUCAGCGACUUUUCAAUCAAUCAAUAAUUAUUACCGCUUUUUGAAACAUGGCAGUGCUGCACUUUAAAGUAAAAGUUCAUCUUGUAAGUAGCAUUCUUCCCUCCCUUAUAAUCGUUGCACUUUUAAAACGUGUCAAUGUUCAAAAGUUGUAACGACACUCUGCAAUUCACGAGCGCCCUGGGAAGACGGUGCAUUGAAAGUCAUUUUGACAGAAAAAUCGAUAAUCAAGCAAAACAGUUGCGAAAAUUCGAAAAUUGUCCUUCUCCAUCUCCAUCGUUUCUUUCUGUUUGUCCUCUAGUUCACCUGUGAUACUAUACGGGGUGGUUGUGUUGGCAGAGAAGAGAAAGAAGAAGGAGAGGGUGUCGUGUUUGAAUUGGUUCCCUCUCUUGUUGACUUUCUCUCUCUCUCUCUCUCUCUCUCUCGGUUAUGGUUUGCGAUUUUUCCGUCUACUAUCGUCAUUCGGAGGAAAAGAGAGAAGAAGAAGAAGAAGAAGACAGGUUCGCACUUCUUCUUCUUCUUUCUCUUUUCACCCCCUCGAUGUCGAUGUGUACGCGUUAUUCUUAUACUUUUAAUCGAAAGAUCUGAUAUCAACACAAAAAAGAGAGACUUGACGUACUAAGCAAGUUCUUCGGAGAUGAGAAGCGAGAAGGUGAGGUCGAUUUUCAAAUCUUGACACUUUUUGUCAAAAUUGGCGAUGCAAACGCGCUCCGCCGCACUCUGCACAUAUUUCGAUGGCGAACUUUGUUCGCAGCCCUGAUGGGAACAGAAUUUGAAACUUAUGUCCAUUUUUCGAAAAGAAAAAAAUUGCCAGCCCGUGGUCGUCGAUUUUUCUAGUCCCCAUUGGCCACCGUUCUCCGUGUUGGCACACCGCCAACCUCCGCCCCGCCGUCGCCUUCGACAAUAUUCCAUCUCUGACUUCUCUGUUCGCUCUCUCGCCCGCCCGCGCGCUUAUCAGUCGCCAAUCACUCCCAUUUUUGGGCCGUCUUCUCUUUUUUUUCCAUCUCUUCGAUACGCGCAUUUUCGACGCCCAACGAAACGAAACCAAUUUUCUUCUCUCCUCAAUUUUUCUAUCGUAACAAAAAAUUUGAAGCAAAAUGAACCGGUUUUGGGCGCGAAUCAUCCGGAAAACAAAUCGAUAAAAAGUCGUUGCAGACAUGGACGAGCUUCUCGACGAAAUGCCGUCCUCGUCGAGCUCGUCGAGCCACGUGGCAGCCGACGGCGACGCGUCGACGCUUCUGGAGAGGGGCACGAUGACCGACGAGGUCGAGACGACGCCGAGGCCCAUCGCCGCCCAGCUUUAUGGUAGGCAACAUCAGUUUUUUUUUUCAGCUUUUUCAGGGCAAAGGCUUUUCGAAUCUUUUUGAGGCCCACUUGCAAUGAUCCGAUCGGGCCCAAACUUUGCACGCUUCUUUGACUUGGAUGGAAGUAUGUUGGGUCCGAGCUUCAGAUCGAUCGGAUUAUCCGGUCACGAGAUAUACUGGUUUGAGGCCGGAAAGGCCGCAAGUUUCGCGAAACUCAUUGCCUUUCGGCCAAUAAUCCACAUAUCUCGGGACCGAAUGAUCCGAUCGAUCUGAAACUCGGACCCAAUAUACUUCAGCCCAAGUCCAAAAAGCCUGCAAAGUUUGGGCUCGAUCCAAUUAUUGCAAGUGGGUCAAAAGUCUGCGCCGAAAUUUGCCCGGUCCCGCUUUUCUCUGAAAAAGUUGUAGACAAUUUUUAAUGUGUCUCCAGGCGGUCACACGCGUUCCUCUUCAACUUGCUCCUCCUCAACACCACAAGAAUCGUCGGAAACGAAGAAAAAGCCGCUGAAUUAUCGCGAGAAGCGACUUGCGGAAAUUCGACAAAAUCGCCUCAAAAAGUAUCGGGAAAGUGCGGAGGUCGUCGAAUUCAGUGCGUCGUUUUCCAGUGAAAAAUGUACCGUUUUCCAAUUUUUUCUUCCAUUUCAGAAUGCGAAGAGAGCGGUUUGGCUGAAAUAUUCUGCAAAUUCUACGCGGAGCUGAUCGACGAAGAGCCCGCCGGCGCCGCUACAAUCUACUUUCGGCUCGUCGAAUCGCUCGACGUCUAUUUUCGUGCCAAGACCUGGGAAAGCAAUUGUCCGGUUAGUUUUUAUAAUGACUGUCUCCAAAAAAAUCGAUAAUUCAUGUUGCAGAAGCUUCUCUGCGAGUUCCUCGCCGAGCACAUCAUCAAAACGUGUCAGCAACUCAACGAAUAUCAUGAAUCGAGAAAUUCGAGUGAUGAGCGGCGGGCGAAAGAGUGCCAAGUACAGGUAAACAAUUUUGAGUGUCAAAACCGUUCCAUCAAUCUCUUCUUCUUCUUCGUCUUCUUCUUCUCUCUCCCUCCCUCGCGAUUACAGUUUUCCCUUUCAUUUCGGCCGUCGAGAAAGAAGAAGAAGAAGAAGAAGAAAUUGUUCUUGGCGCGGUGCCAAGUGUGUAAAAUGAUGAUAACAGGGGGGUGUUGAUCGAAGAAGCGAUAAGAGACUCGCAUUCAGUCGACGUUUUCCUCAUUUUUAACGCAAUUUCUCCACAGUUCCCCAACACAUUUGCUGUAUUUUGCAGGUCCUGCUCACGUUGCACGUGUACGUCGUGACCGAAGAGAGACGAUAUUUGGAUGAGGCAAUCCACAAAUUGCGCAUGAUCUACAUUUCGGUCGGCGCCGAACGCCUCCGCAAUUUCGUCGAGGAGUCCGUGACUGACGUGUCAGUUUUUUGGCAUCUUUUCCCGAAAUUCUCCAACAAUUCACGCGGAUAUCGAUUUUCCGCCCACUUUGAACUGCUUCUCAAAAAUGUGUUACUGUUCUAGCGCACGACAUCUUCAAAUUGUAAAACAGUUGUUUUGUUUGCAGUUACUGGGAGCUGAUCGGCGACGGUCUCGCGACGAUCUACGACGAGCUGUGCAUCUCGCUGCCGGCGGACCUUCAACAAUACGACAACGGACUGUUCAAGAUGACGGAAGCGGACGAGUCGAACCUGAUUGUGAAGCGACGGAACGGCGCGGCGAAUCGGCUCGAGCAGAUGCUCCUCGAGACGUCGUCCGAGUACGGCGUCGGCGGCCGGAUUCCGGCGGUCGUCGCACUUGCCAUGGAGGCGCCGAUUGUGCGGAGGAGUCUCAAGAGGCGACAGCAGGAGACACCCCAAGGUACACUUUUUAAAGAUUUCCAUUUUUUUUACGUCUACACCAUGAGCUGAUUCUGGUUUAUUGAUUGAGUGUACGCCGAGGCGAAAACGUGAAAAGUGUGGAAAACUGGUGCAAACUUGACCGAAUUUUGUUUGCGCUGAAAGUCGCAUGCCUGUCAACUUGGCCUCGGAUCCGAUUGAGUUUUCUCGGCCACGUUUGCCAAAAAUGCUAUUAUAUCAUGUGUCACCUGAUUGUUGAAAUUGGAAUUGGAUUGAAGUAUGGUGAGGCCAAGUUUCAGACCGAUCCGAUUAUCUAGCCCCGAGAUAUACUGGUUUGCCUGAUCUCGACAAUAUUUCGGGAGCAGAUAGUCGGAUCAGUGUGGCCCCACCAUACUUCAAGCCAAGAUCCGCGCCGGUUGAGCCGAUUGUGUAAAGUGAAACUCUUGGCAAACAGCCAACUCUCUCUCUCUUUGCUUUCUGACCACCGUGGUGAGGGGGGGGAACAAGUCUAUCAAUUUUUCGGUCCGUUUCCUCACUCUCGCUCCUCUCUUUCUCUCUCUCUCUCUUUGCCGUUUUCUAUUUGUUGCUCCGCGGAGCACACACACACGCACACACACGCACGCACACAGACAUCAUUUGCCCACACGAAAAAGAGAAAUAGAGCAUCAUCGCGUCGAUUCUCUUCUUUUUUUUUUCGGUUCCCUGAAAAAUCCAUGGUUUUGUAGCUUGUGUUGAGUUUGCCGAAAUGUUCACAUUUGGCGCCCAUUUUUUCCGCUGAAAAUUGAAGAAAAUUCAGUAAUUUCAGAAGUGCUCUCUCCACAACGCGCCACUCGUUCUUCCUCCUCGGCGGACUACAAACACUUUUUUGUGGAGGACACUCCGGAUGAGAAGUAUCAAAAAAGAGCGACGAAAAAGGAGAGAAAGAGGAAGAGAGGAGGAGAAGACGACGACGGAAUAGAAGAAGAAGAAGAAGAAGAAGGAGAAGAAGAAGGAGAAGGAGAAGAAGAAGCGGGCGAACAGACGAUCGGCGAACAGAUUGAGGAGGAGGUGAAGCAGACGCCGAUGGCCAAACUGCGACAGGCCGCACAGAAACAGGGAAAUAGGUGGGUAGCCGUUUGAUUUGGAUUUUUUGCAAUUUUUUUUGCAAUUGUUCAGAUGCUCCAAACGAUUGUCGGAUUUGGUGAAACUCAGCGAAGAACGAGCACAAAUUCCGCGAAAAGCCCGCGAGAAUUUGGAUAAAAUUUUGGAGGUGAGGAAAAGAAUUUAGUGUCGGAACCCCCCAACAGAAAUCACCGUGCUAUGUAAUUAGCGAGAAAAGGCGCAAUUUUUCAAAAACUUUCAAUUCUUUUUGCAGAGAGCAAAAGCGGCGACUCCGCUGCGUUCGGUGGCCCGUCAAACGCGCAAAUCGGUACUGUUCGGCUCGGCGGCCACGCCCACGAAUUCUCCGGCCGGAAUGAGCACUCGUGGCGCCGCCCGUGCCUCACUCAUCGCCAAAUUCAACGAGAAAUCGCCGGCGACGGAGCAGAAGGAGCUCCAUUUCGAAGAGGAAACCAAGCAGGUCCAGGUCCCUUUGGCCGUCGAAAUGCUGACGCCAACGCGCGAACGCGGAACGAGACGGCGCGGAGCACCGCCCGCUCGCUACCGCGAGGCUUUUGCGAAUGCCGAAAAGAUGAAGGUGAGAAUAUUGAUGAUUUACUGGAAAAAGCCAAAAGAACCCGAAAGUUAGCGGUUUCGGACUUCUUGGACGUGGAUUGAAGAAUUUAGGGUCCAAGUUUCAGACCGAUCGGAUUUCCCGAGAUAUACUGGUUUCCAGAAAAGACCGGGUUUUUGCGAAAAUUUCGGCUUUUUCUCCACAUAUCUCGGGACCGGUGAAUCGGAUCGGUUUGAAACUUGGACCCACUGUACUUCAACGCAAUUCCAAGGAUCCUGCGCGAAGUUUUGGUCCGAUCGGAUUAUUGAUUAAUCAAAAAAUGCAAUUUCUUGCAGCAACCAGUGAUAAAACAAGAGAUUGAAGACGAGGAGUUCGACGCGAUCGAGGGCGGACAGCCGUGUUCGUCAAGCUCGAAACCGACGUCUUCCGUCUCGUUUUUGGCUUCUUCUUCUUCUGCUCUUUCUUCCACUUCCACUCUCACUUCCACUUCUUCCUCUUCUUCCUCGAACCAAAAAUGGACGGAACGGCAGCUGCGUCGCCAAUUGGGACUCACGCGCGAAGACCUGAAUAGGUACGCGUAGGCGGAUCCUCCUACUUCCUCUUCCUCUUCCUCUUCUUCUUCUUCUCCCCUCGAAUCAAAAACACGAAGAAAUUAGCAGAUUAAAUUAGUAGGUUUUUCGAUGAUAAGUGUGUUUAUUACAUGUGCCUCGUAAUAUUUCGGAGAGAUUUUUGAGAGAAAUUGCAUUUUCUUUUCGCUAUUAAUUUUGCUUUUUUUGCAGAUAUCGCGAAGCGAUGCUCUCCACCGGUGAACGAAGCAGAAAUAAUAAAGAGGUGAUUUUUUUGAAAAAUUAGCCGCUCCUGUCCUCGACUUUCGAUCCACUUGUAAUGUUCCGAUCGGACCCGAACUCUGCACACUUCUUGGGCAUGGAUUAAAGUGUAUUGGGCUCAAGUUUCAGCUUGAUCCGAUUAAUUACCGUCGAGAUAUAGUGGUUGAAGGCCGAUUUCGACCAAUGAUCCACAUAUCUCGGGACCAGUUGAUCCGAACGGGCUGAAAUUUGGACCCGGUAUGCUUCAACCCAAGUGCAAGAAGUCUGCAAAGUUUGGUCAAAAUUCCAGACCUUCAAAACUCCAAACAGUUCUAGGCAAAACAACUUAUUGAUUUUUCUUCUCGCUGCAGAUCAACUGGGAAAACGCGCAAGUGAAUCGGGCGGGACGAGUGAAAGGAGCGGGCGCCAGCGAGGACGGCACUCCGAUUUUCGGAAUUCGCCGCAAAAACGUGCGGACGAUGAUUUGCCACGUGCUGCUGAACGACACGAAUCCCGAUACGAAUUUCGACUGGAACAAGGUGAAAUUCGACGAAAUCGGCGAUGAUGUAAGUUUCAAAAACAUUUGUGUGUCUGUGUGUGUGUGUGUGUGUUCUUCUAAAUUUCUCAAAUUUUUGCAGAAACCGCUCACCAGAAACCUGCAAAAAUUGCGUCAAAAUCCCGAAGUGUUCAUGGAGUCGCUCAAACAGAAAUAUAUUGAAAAGAAGACGUCGCCGACGAAGAAAACGCGUUGCACUGACAAUUUGGCGGCUGCGGCCGCGCCGUCCUCUUCCACGGCCACGACGACGAAAAAACGGCGACCGGAAAGUGUUUCGCCCACGAAAUCAUCUUCGUCUUCCUCUUUGAAAUCGCAAAAAUCGACGGAAAAGUUGGACGAGUUUGGAUUCGAAUGCGAAACGGACGAUUAG
Caenorhabditis sp. 36 PRJEB53466 is the source of this 7336-nucleotide messenger RNA. NCBI's taxonomy places the organism in Eukaryota, Metazoa, Nematoda, Chromadorea, Rhabditida, Rhabditidae. The record is from the annotation of a GenBank genome assembly.